This is a messenger RNA of Penicillium crustosum, 1005 nucleotides long. RefSeq lists its product as uncharacterized. Bases 1 to 1005 code for a protein of 334 amino acids. Gene Ontology annotation, biological process: magnesium ion transport. The record is from RefSeq and is a predicted model, not a curated record. The transcript is spliced from 8 exons. Gene Ontology annotation, cellular component: membrane. Lineage: Eukaryota; Fungi; Ascomycota; Eurotiomycetes; Eurotiales; Aspergillaceae. Gene Ontology annotation, molecular function: magnesium ion transmembrane transporter activity.
AUGGUGGGCAAGGUAGAAGAUAAAUUUAUUGGCCUCACACUGGCGAUACUAUCCGCGACAGUAAUUGGUUCAAGCUAUGUCGUCACUAAGAAGGGUCUUAUACAAGCAGCCGAGAAAUAUGGCUUCACUGGAGAUGGAUUUGAAUACAUACGAAGUCCGGUGUGGUGGUGUGGAACAACCAUGCUGGUGACCGGAGAAUUGAUGAAUACCGCGGCCUAUGCAUUCGCUCCCGCCGUGCUGGUAACGCCGCUUGGGGCGUUGAGUGUGCUCAUUGGUGCCUUGAUGGGCUCAUAUUUCCUCACAGAAGAGAUCAAUGUUCUUGGAAAACUCGGAUGUGCUGCCUGCCUUCUAGGCUCAGUGUUGUUGGUGCUCCAUGCGCCCGGCGACAAGGAAAUCGAGACUGUUGAUGAGAUCUUGCAUCUGGCAAUUCAACCAUUCUUUCUUCUCUACUGUGCUUGCGUUGCUGUAAUUUCCAUCUACAUCAUCUGGAAAAUCGCGCCGGUACAGGGGCGAACAAACCCGUUGGUUUAUAUCUCGAUUUGCUCUUCGGUCGGAUCCAUAUCCGUUAUGUCAGUCAAAGCGUUUGGAAUUGCAGUCAAGCUCACCGCGGGCGGCGACAAUCAGUUUACCCAUGCCUCCACUUAUGUCUUCGCGUUAGUCUUGGUAGUGACUACUCUGACCCAGAUGAACUACUUGAAUAAGGCAAUGGGCCAAUUCCCUGCAUCGCUAGUAAAUGCGAUGUACUAUGUUGGUUUUACAACAUGUACCCUCUCCGCCUCCAUUAUCUUUUACCAAGGACUAAACACUAGCAACUGGACGAGUAUCAUCUCAAUGAUAUGUGGUUUUCUACUCAAUUUCACGGGUAUCUCUCUUUUGACACUGUCUAAAGCUGCGUCUUCCAGUGAAAAGCGUACAGACUCAGUGCGAGGGAUCAACACGCGGUCACUGGAAUCCUCCCACGGACGAUACUCGCACGUACGAACGAGCAGUGUGGAACUCGAAUAA